AUGGAAAAAGGCAGGCUCUACCACUGCGACGUGUGCUCGUCAGAUUGCACUAAUCGUAUCCGAAUCAAAUGUGCCAUCUGUGCGGAUUACGAUCUCUGUGUUCCGUGCUUUGCGUCGGGCUCCUCGACCCUAGACCAUAAGCCAUGGCACGAUUACCAAAUCAUCGAACAGAACACCUAUCCCAUAUUUGACCGAGAUUGGGGUGCUGAUGAAGAAAUGCUCCUCAUUCAGGGUUGUGAAACGUUUGGUUUGGGCAAUUGGCAAGAUAUUGCUGACCACAUAGGCAAUCGUCUGAAGGAAGAAGUAGCUCAGCAUUAUAACGAAAUCUAUUUGGAGCUGAGCGAUUAUCCACUUCCUGAGAUGAAUAAGGACUUCUCAGACAUUCUGCCGACGGAGUUCUUGCAACAGCGCAAAAACCGCUUAGAGGAGCGCCGCAACAUGCCGCUUCCUCCUCCAAAACUCAAACCGGCCGCUUCGGUGCCGCUUUGUCACGAAAUUCAGGGCUACAUGCCUGGAAGACUCGAAUUUGACCACGAAGCUGAGAAUGAGGCCGAAGUGCCUAUCAAGGAUAUGAUAUUUGACCCCGAUGACUCAGCUGGAGACAUCGAGCUCAAAUUGACUAUUUUGGACAUUUACAACCUGCGGUUGACCACCAGAGCAGAGCGCAAGAGAGCGUUGAUCGCCAACAACUUGCUCGAGUACAGGAAAAACAUCGCCAAUGACAAGCGGAAGUCUAAAGAGGAGAAAGAGUUGAUGCGUAAGAUCAAUGCUUACGUGAGAAUCAUGACACCCGAAGACUUUGAAGAGUUCUCCAAUGAUAUGUUGACGGAAUUGCGGUGCCGGAUGCGUAUUCAGCAACUCCAGAACUGGCGCCGCAACGGUAUUACCACUUUGGAGGAUGGCUCAAAGUACGAAAAGGAUAAACUUAUCAGACAAGCCCAUUAUCAGCGUAUGGGCAAUGGUUCUGGAUUGGCGGCUAGAAACGCCGCAGCACAAAUGGCAUUGGCCAAUGGUAGCCGAAAGGUAAGCACACCGCAGCCAGAAUACAAGCCAAAGAUCAAUGUCAGCAAUGCUCGAGCACCAUUGGACAUCUCCAAUGCCACAGACUUUGAGCUUCUAUCACCGGAAGAGAAGCAAUUGUGCUCCACUCUUCGGAUUCUUCCGAAGCCUUAUUUGGCCAUUAAGAGUCAGCUAAUGAAGGAGGCAGUGAAGAACAAUGGAAUGUUGAGAAAGAAGGACGCACGUCUGUUUUUGAAAAUUGACGUGAACAAGGCGCUGAAGAUUUAUGAAUUUUUUGUUCAGAUGGGCUGGUGUUCACAAGGAUGA
Sungouiella intermedia is the source of this 1326-nucleotide messenger RNA. The record is from the annotation of a GenBank genome assembly. NCBI's taxonomy places the organism in Eukaryota, Fungi, Ascomycota, Pichiomycetes, Serinales, Metschnikowiaceae.